Candida dubliniensis CD36 is the source of this 756-nucleotide messenger RNA. It is a transcript of the gene TIP1, whose product is annotated as transporter. The record is from RefSeq and is a predicted model, not a curated record. Gene Ontology annotation, biological process: endoplasmic reticulum to Golgi vesicle-mediated transport; vesicle fusion with Golgi apparatus. The coding region runs from base 1 to 756 and encodes 251 amino acids. Gene Ontology annotation, cellular component: membrane; trans-Golgi network. Lineage: Eukaryota; Fungi; Ascomycota; Pichiomycetes; Serinales; Debaryomycetaceae. The transcript has a single exon.
AUGGCUUAUUAUCAACAACAAAUGGGUAACCCCCAAAACAUGCAGUUUUACCAGUCGAAUUACACCUAUCAACAACCAUCUAACGCCCAAGGAACUUCUGGUAUGAUGGGAUCAAUGGAUUCCAAUUUUGGCUCUAAUAUAGAUGUGAGUGGAGUGAUGGGGAAUGGGGAAUUGACUCCCGGGUUAUUAGCAGCAUUUGGUACCUCAGGUUAUCCUGGAGAACCACCAUUACUAGAAGAAUUGGGUAUUAAUUUCCAGCACAUCAGGAGUAAAACAUUAGUUGUAUUAAAUCCAUUGACGAAAGAUAUUCCAAGUGAUAUAAUGGCAGAUCUGGAUCUUGCUGGCCCUAUAUUGUUUGUGUUAUUAUUUGGUACUUUAUUACUAUUAGCAGGGAAAGUUCAGUUUGGUUACAUUUAUGGUGUUGGAUUGUUUGGAAUAAUAGGUUUACAUUAUUUGUUCAAGUUUAUGAGUAACGAAACAACCAUUGAUUUGAUCAGAUCGGCGUCUGUACUUGGGUAUUGCUUGUUGCCAUUAGUUUUGAUUAGUGUGUUGGGAGUUGUCACCAAUUUGGAUAACUUGGCCGGAUAUAUUUUGAGUGCUAUAGCUGUGAUGUGGUGUACAUAUUCUGCCAGUGGAUUUUUUGUUAGCGUUUUGAAAUUGCACAACGUAAGACCAUUAAUUGCGUAUCCUUUGUGCAUGUUCUACACUGUUUUUGCAUUAAUGGCCAUAUUUGUAGAAAAUGUAGAGGAGAAGUAA